Messenger RNA from Chenopodium quinoa (quinoa), 2406 nucleotides. RefSeq lists its product as uncharacterized. The transcript is spliced from 3 exons. NCBI's taxonomy places the organism in Eukaryota, Viridiplantae, Streptophyta, Magnoliopsida, Caryophyllales, Amaranthaceae. The record is from RefSeq and is a predicted model, not a curated record. Bases 716 to 1993 code for a protein of 425 amino acids.
CCAAACAAGCCCUAAGUUCGUAACUUGUAAGACUUGUAAUCGUUGAUAUUUUAGUUAUUUUUUAAUUUUUUUUUGACAAGUAGUUACAUCUAAAUAAUAUCUAAUUAUUAUACCCCGUAUUACUUUUUAGUUUUUACCCCUUUGGAGCUUUAGACUCUCUCAUUGAAGCGGCUCCUGAGCUUUCUCUCUUCCAUUGAAGCGGUCCCUCUAACUUUCCUCAAUUGAAGCGGCUUCUGUGGCUGAAUAUAUUACUCCACAAUAUGGACACAGAAUUUAACUGGGAAGAUUAUUUUUCCGGAGAUAUGCUGGAAUUAAUUCGUGAUAAUCCGGAAGAAGUAGAAGUUGCUAAAAAAGAAUCGUGUGCUGAUCAGGCAUGUUGAGACUGAGAAGAGUUCGAAGCCAUCAGAUGUUCAAAAACUUGUGCCUCCUAACUUCGAUAUUUAAGCACUAAAUAUAAUUGAGUUUUUCUCUGUUAUUAUACAAAGGGAUACAACACAGGGGGAUGAUAUUAAUGAUUUUGAAAUUUAUGGUCAUAUAAAAUUGACUAAUGAUUAUGGUAAAGAGUUUUUUCUCUUCAAACAACACCGCCGUCAACCAGUGACUGUCUGUAUGCUGGACAAGGGACGUGCAAUCCUUCCUAAAUUCCAAGGCUACCAACCUCGAUGGGUACCAAAAUAUUUUUGGUUAAAGUUGUAUCUGGUAGACAAGACUUGGAAUGUCACCAUUGUAUUUGUUGGAUUUCCGACAUAAGGUUGUUUAUGACAAAGAACAAUCAGUAAUUUAUGAUAGUAAAGGUAAAGGGUAUGGGAUUGUCACUUUGAACUAUACUGUAUUCCGCAGUGCACUCUUUGCUCUAACUACUCUUGGAGUUUAUAAGAAUGGAAGUGGUAUUGAAAAUGAUAAAACUGAUGAAGUUGCGACUGUCAGUGGUAGCAUUUCUGCUAGUACUAAUGUGAAGGGUAAGAGGGAACUUUCACGCGUGCUCUGUGAUACAUCCAUAUCUUUGACCAUGAAUAAUGAUGAUACUAGGCUGCCUGUGGUCGCUGUGCCAGCUUAUUCAUUACUUCGAAUCAAACCAGACUUGGUAGUUAAUGGUGAACGAAUUGUCACUGGUGAUGACACUUUGGAAUGCAAACCUGAAGCAGGUAAUGAACCGUGUUAUAAGAAAUUCAUGGGGGAAAAUUGGUGCAUCCGUUUGGGAUUGUUUUUUAUCCAUCCAUAUGGUUGCCUUCGGGAUAUAGAUGAGUAUGAGUUUAUUGGUGAGCUAAUAAGCUAUGAUAAUUAUAAAAUAAUAUAUGAAGAUGAUUAUGGGUCCUCGGGUAGUGAUGAUGAAAAUCUUUUGGUUCGGGGAAUUAGUACCAUUGAGGAAUCUCAACAAAAGAGGUUCUGGCCAAAACAAUUUUCUCGAGAACUUGUUGAGGUGUUCUCUGUUUAUGUUGGUUCUUUUAGUCAUGAAUGUACUUUGAGUGUCUCUGGAACAAUCAAGUAUGAAACAAUCAGCUUUGAAAAUGAGUUUAAAGGUUAUCUUAUCUUCGAGAGAGAGGAAAUGAAACCUGAAGCAGUGUUUCCCUAUAAGCCUAUAUCGUUGCUAAAGCCUUGUAAUUGUUAUGAGGCCGACAAUGGUUACUUUGCUAUGCAUCUUGACCUGAAGGAUGUAGGAGGGCGUGAAAUCAGUAACGGUUGUAUGAAGUGGCAUCCUCAUAAAACACAUAUGUGGUAUGACAAGCGCAUAUCCUCUGUUAUUACAGGUGAACACGGUUUUGCCUGUGUGCAUUAUGUGAUCUUCCAUGAAGCAGUAUCUGCAAGAGUUCGUGUCAGACUACUGUCUUUAAAUUCUCCAUUUGAAGUUUAUGGGAGUAUUUAUGCUAGGUAUAGUGAGUACAGGUGCUCUACAAACUACGAAAAGAAAUUUUAUCGAAGCAUGUUGUUUAAAAAGGAAAAGUCAGAAGUUGUGGAGUGGUGUGGUCAAAGAUCAUCAAAUUCUGAUUAUUAGCAAUUGACAUACCAUUGUCAAAAGAUUUAGUCGCUGUACAAUCUAGUACUAAAUUGAUUUUGGAUGUGAAAUUACAUGUUCAGGUUGGAGGUAAAAUAGAAGAGACAAUCAGAGGUGAGCUAAAAUUUGAUCCUGAAGGUUCAACUAUGAUAUGUGCCAAGAAAAUCGAAGGGCAAAAGCCACAAGUCCAUCAUUUAUUAGUAGUGGAAGUUGAAUGGAGUUGAAUACUUUGCUUUUAUGGCCUUUUUUUAUGAUAUGUUAAACUUUAAUUAAUAGCAAUGUUUUAUUUAAUUUUUUGCUCAAAGUUUCUUUGUUGUUUUUUUACUAAUUUGACAGGAUUACUUCUGUAACAUAUAACAUAUGAAGUUUGUUUCAAAAAAAACAUCCAAAGUUAGUUCUCAAAAUUCAUGUUU